UAGGGUAGAUGGUAGAUGGCGGGCGGUACAACAUGGCUCACGCACGAUCAGGCAGACGACUCAACUUGGCUGUCUGCGGCGGGACUCUGCUCAUAUGCUCUGACCAAGUUGAUUCGAGGGGAUCAUGGUUCCAUCUUGAAAAAAUUAAAACUAAAAGUUAUAUUUCUUUGUGGAUUGUCUGCACAGGACUUGGAAUUUGGGAAUUUGUCGGUCUCCCCUUCCACUUUGAACUCCAAAAAUAAAACACCGGUAACAACGCCUUGUCAUCUACGUUCACUCACACUGGGUCGGCGUCAAAACGAUGCUAUCCAGAGGAAACCAAAGUCGGCUAGCCACAGCAUUUUGUCUCAAAGAAUUGCGAUUCGGGCAUCCUUGCAGAAAAAUAUCAAGCUGAUGUUGACUCCGGAACUAUUCAGGGAAGAUACCAGCGAGCCAUUCAAUCUAGAUGCACCUUUCAGGCAACGUCGCCAGCUACAGGCAGCUGACCUUGGUAAAUCUGGAGUGCCGUCAUUUGGAAUUACUAAUUCUUCCCGGACAAAGAUAAUGAGGGAAUUUGCUCAGUACCGAAGUAAACAAUUUGAGGCAACGACACCGAUUUCCAAAACGGUUGGCGCGUCUCUUACUCAAACAACGCCAGUUUCAGCAAUAAAACGAAGAUGCACUCCAAAGUCGUUGUUUGGAAGCCUCACUAAUCCCGAUAUCGAAAUGUCAGAAUCAAGCGAGGACAGGCAAUCAAGAGAUAACUAAACUAAGCAUACAAAUAACAGCAAUAGAUUUGUCUUCACUUUUUAUUUGACUAACUUAUUAUAACUUUUAUACUUUUACCUUUGAUUAAUGACUCAGAAUUAAUCAUAUGCAUAUAAUGAAGUUCUCAACAAGACACUAGAUUGGACUGCAUUAUUACGCUCAAUAUGACUCCACUGUGCCUUUAGUCUAGUUAAAAUAUAAUAAAGUAGUACACAUUUUUUGCCAUAAAA
Messenger RNA from Folsomia candida, 977 nucleotides. RefSeq lists its product as uncharacterized. NCBI's taxonomy places the organism in Eukaryota, Metazoa, Arthropoda, Collembola, Entomobryomorpha, Isotomidae. The transcript is spliced from 4 exons. The record is from RefSeq and is a predicted model, not a curated record. The coding region runs from base 16 to 747 and encodes 243 amino acids.